CUUAGCUCCUCAGUUGCUAUGGCAACCAGGGAGAACAGCCAGACAAAAAUGAGGCAAAGGGGAGGGGCUUUCAAGGGAGAAAUAGAGGAGAAAGGGCUGGAUGUGAAAGAUAGACAGAGGGAGGGAUACAGACAGCCAUUAAAGAAACGCAGUUAAAGCAAAAGAGGUAAAGCAAGACUACAGACGGAGAUAGAGAUAAGGUCUGGAUAUAAAUGCUCACUCCACUGGCAGGGGAAUUAUAACUGCAAGUGACUGGAGGAUACAGAGAAAGGGGGACUCAGAGAGAAGAUGGAUGUACAAACGGAGAACAUGGACCCCCCGCCUUGUGAAUCCCAGUCGAGUGGAAAAAUCAGAAAAGGAUUCAAGCUGUUUGGCAAACGCAAGCCAGGUAACAUCUUUUCUAUUCGAAGCAAAGGGGAUGGAAACAACAAGUCACCUGUUAUCAGGAGCACUACCAUAGAUGGAUUAUCUGAGACCGCUGCACAAGAUUUAGAGCAGGAGCUGGACAGGGAAAAGGGACAGGAGGUGAGUCAAGGAGAGAGGGAGCAUGCAGAGGAGGAGCCGCUUGGUGAAGAUGGCACUCUGGCUGCUGCCCCUGCUCGCGCCUCCAUUUCUUCAGCCAGCUCAGCCAAGUCCCUCAGCUUCCUGUCGUUGCUGAGGGGUGGCCGGAGAGGAGUGGGGGACCGCAGAGUUCACACCGUGUCCCAGCCAGUGGGUCGACAUCGUCGUGGGCUGAAGGGUCUCUUUGACAAUGUUAGGUUCCGAUCAAAAGAUAAAGAGAAGGAGGAAGCCCCUCCGAGCCCUCUUCUCAUGUCGUCCCGCGCCAACAGUGUGGAAAUCAUCAAAGAGGACCUCACCCUUACCCCUAAAUGCCAGCCUCGCUCUCUGGACAGCCCUGAGACUGAGAGCUGUGAUCCUGAGAAGAGCUUAACAACACAAGACAGUGCAGCCACAUCCCCAUCAGAGCCCAUAACUCCCCAGGUGACAGCAGGCAAUGUGAGUAGAACUAAUGAGCAUGUGCUGCCUUUACCCACCUCUGAACCACCCUUGGUACCCGGUGAUAACAGCCUGAGCUGCUUGCUGGCAGACAUCUCCUCUCUCCUGACCUUUGACUCAAUCUCAGGGGGUGGUGACAUCAUGGCUGAUGUGGAGGCAGAGUGGGGGAAAGCCAGCAGUCCCAUUGGUUCUGUGGUGACGGAAGUCAUGCCAUCAUCCACAUCUCUCUUCUCUAAACCUACCAUCUCAACUCCACUGACCUCUGCCUCUGUCAGCAAUGCUGCUAUGGCAAAAUCCUCAUCUGUAGCCGUCCCCACGACAGCCUCCACCCAAUCCUUUACUCCUCUGACAAAGACACCUUCAACCUCUUCUCCCAUUGCCAAGCCCAGCUCCAUCAUCACGACGUUGACCAAAUCUUCCACUUUGACUACUCACUCAGUCAAAUUGAGUUCGGACUCUACUCCAGCCUCUGAGCCUUCUGCUAGCAUUAAACUUAAAUUGACUCUUACGCCCAUUGCAACAAAACCUUCAACAACCCCUAUAUCUUUAACAGGCCUUUCCGCUCCAAUAAUGUCUCCCCCUUCUAUGACAAUUAAAUCUGCACUGAGCUCCACCUCUACUACUACCGCAGCUCCACCAAACACCCCGGCCACUGUAGUCAAGGCUCCCUCAGUUAGCCCAACUAUUACCUGUAAGGCUAGCAAAUUGGCUUCAGAGAUUGCAGCACCUCUUCAAAUGAUUGCUUCAGUAAGUAAACCUAUCUCUGUAACCACUCCAACUCCUGUGUCAGCUAAACCUCCACCAGUAACCCAUAGCCCUCCCACCCCUGUUGCUUUCACCCAACCUUCACCUGCUAAAUUGGAUUCAGCUAGCAGUUUGAACCUGCAAACUUCCACUUCCUACAAACUUUCCCUAAGUUCAGCUGCAGGAGAAUCUAAAGCCCCAGUGAUAGUAUCAACGGCCUGUGCAGUUACAACCAAACCCUCCUCUCCUGCACCAGUUAUCCCCUCCAAGAUGACAAUGGUUCCCACAUUAACUACGACCUCAGGCUCGGUAUCUGCGGCCCUUUACAUACCUACCCUUACCUCUAGCCCAAUGGACUUAAAUAAGACCCCUCCCUCCCUUGCAAGUGUUCCAGAUAUUUAUCCUUACUCUCCCCCUACUCCCAGGACUAGAACCCAACCCAGUGCCGCUGCAUCUCUCCCAACUCCAUCUUCAACUUCCUUAGAUAAGAUUCCUCCCACGACUAAAUCCACUCCUGCACCAGUCUCAUUAGAUAAGACGCCCCCUGCUCCACCAUCGACUCCAACUCCUACCACUCAUGCUGUUGUUUCUACAGCAUCCACAACACCUCCUCCUCCGGGUCAGAUCCAAGUCUCUCAAUCUAAAGCCCCUCCAGUUCCUGCUCAAAUCCCAAUUUCUGUACCUAAAGAUCCACUUUCCCCUGCUCAAAUGCAAGUUUCUCAAUCUAAAGCCCCUCUUGCUCCUGCUCAGAUCCCAAUUUCUGUAUCAAAGCCCCCUCCUAUCCCUGCUCAGAUCCCCAUUUCUGUAUCAAAACCCCCUCCUGUCCCUGCUCAUAUCCCAAUUUCUGUAUCAAAGCCCCCUCCUGUCCCUGCUCAGAUCCCCAUUUCUGUAUCAAAGCCCCUCCUUUCCCUGCUCAGAUCCCAAUUUCUGUAUCAAAACCCCCUCCUGUCCCUGCUCAGAUCCCAAGUUCUGUAUCAAAGCCCCCUCCUGUUCCUGCUCAGAUCCCAAUUUCUGUAUCAAAACCCCCUCCUGUCCCUGCUCAAAUCCCAAGUUCUGUGUCUAAAGAUUCGCCUGCUCCUGUUCAAAUUCAAGUUUCCCAAUUUAAAGCCCAGAUUGCCCCUGCUUGUAUCGCAGUUUCUGCAUCUACUGACCUUCCUGCCCCUGUUCAUAUCCCAGAUUCUGUAUCUAAAGCCCCUCCUGCACCAACCCCUGGCCCUUGCCCUGUCACUUCUCUUCCUUCUACCCCUGCACCUUGUCCGAGUGAGGCCCCAGCCUGCUAAGAUGAGAGGAAGUGGACAGGCAUCAGUCGAUGGGCAACUGACUAGUCCAAGUAGCACAAGUGCCCAGGGGGCCCAGACCGUACCAUCCAAAACAGAGGAACUGCAAAAUGAGUCACAAAAGAGCCUUCAGGGUCCCUCCAGAGAAAGGAGGAUACCACAAGCAAAGGCAUCAGGACUUAGCAAAAUACCUGUAGUAGGAGGGGGCAGAGCAGGCAAGCUACCUGUCCGGGACAGUCAACAUGUUGAUGAUGAAGGAUGCAGGGACCCACCUACUCCUAUGCACGAAGAAGAGAGGCCCCAUUUCAACUCACACGAUGCAGGGAGCAAAGAUAAAAUCAGUGAUGUUGAAGCUAAUGUGCCCACCUCAAAACACACCAAGGAGGAGAGUCAGCAGCUUCCCCAGCCGAAAGUCCUCACCAGUUCACCGCGUGACUCAAAGAUCCCUGUGAAGCACGGCGUACAGUCUCACACUGCCUCCCAAAUCCCUCAAGCUAAAGAACCCUCUCGCACCAAGAUACCUGUGUCCAAGGUUCCUGUCCGCAGGGCUGACUGUAAUUCCUGGCGUCACUACACCAUAAGCAACAGUAACAGAGUCGAGGAGGCCGACAGCACUCAAGCACAAAACAUCUCCACAGGGAGCCGAACAACAAGUCUGGCUCUUUGGUGCUGAGCCAACUGGACAUGCACUCAGGAAAGGUUCGGGGUCACACCUGAACACACAGCAGCAUCGGUAACUAAGGAUAAGCAAGAUAAAAAGGUCUUCUGGGAACACAGUCACACAACAUGGGCGAGUGCCUUUUUAAAGGGUGCUUUUCUGACAGACUCUCAGAAUUAAUCUUUUCUACAGUACUUUUAACUUUUGUUACUCCCACUUUUUGUAGGAACCGUUAAAUCUUUUUGUCUUUCUUUUCAGCAAGUCUAUUUGAUAAUAACCUGUUUUUAUUUAUGUCAGGAGAAGAACAUCAGGAGCUCUAUAAAUUAAUGCAACAACCAAAUUUACAUUCCACACCUAUCUCUGGAUCUAUGUAGCAGAAAAUGUGCCAUUACAUUUUGCACAAGAUGUUGAACUGUACAGCGCCUGUGUGUCGGCUUGCUCAUAUGUAACAUGAUCAGAUCUCACUGUGAUCUCUGAGAAAGACUGGUUUUGAGGGAGGAAUGGAAAUCACUCCUUCCAAUGAAAAGGACAGUGGACAGCAGCCAUUAUGAAUGGCACUGUGGAUGUUUGAGCGAGACAGAGAGGAUGCUGAGAGAUCUCUCACACACUGGCACAUCCUUAUCCCACUUAUACUCAGAUGAGAACAAUAUAUCUGUGUAUCAUCUCAUCUAUGUUGUUCUGUUUCCUGUUAUAAUCAAUAAAACAUUAUGAGUACUUCGCAAGAUGA
Messenger RNA from Perca fluviatilis (European perch), 4402 nucleotides. RefSeq names its product APC membrane recruitment protein 2. The record is from RefSeq and is a predicted model, not a curated record. Gene Ontology annotation, cellular component: plasma membrane. Gene Ontology annotation, biological process: regulation of canonical Wnt signaling pathway. Lineage: Eukaryota; Metazoa; Chordata; Actinopteri; Perciformes; Percidae. Gene Ontology annotation, molecular function: phosphatidylinositol-4,5-bisphosphate binding; beta-catenin binding.